AACGUCAAACGUUUGUUUUCCUUUGCGGGUCACAUGGCGAUGGCAAAUUGUCAAUUCUAUUCCACGGAUAUCGGAAUGUCGUGAUAAAAAUUGCUUCUAACAACGUAUUUCGACAUUUACUUUUAUAUUUAACGAGCGCGAAUUUUAAUUGUAAAUAUUAGAGCCUUAUUGUGAGAAUCAGAAUACACGUUGCUGUUGAGUGCGGUAUGUUGAUCAAUAAUAUAUUUGCAUAAAAUCGAUUAAUGACCUAAAUUAUUAUAUUCCGCCUUAUAAAUGUUUACAAGAAAAAUACCCAUCAAAUUUGUGCUAAAACAAAUUGAGUGAUAGUCAAAUUGAAAUACGACAAGGCAUGAUAUUCAUGAAGAAUGGCUGAAAAUAUCGAGGAAAUUCACCAGUUUCUUUUGGAUCAUAAUUUGAAGAGUACUGCUGAAGCUUUAAUUCAAGAAGCUUCAAAAAUGGGCUUCCAAAAUUUGGAAUGCAAAUUAAGAGUCAAUACAAAUCCCUAUGCUCAACUAAUGCUAUAUUACAAUAUCGGAAAUUAUUCAGUAUUUUUCCAGUUGUGGAAUGACUUGUUUUCUGACAACACUAAACAGUGUGAAGAAUAUAAAAAGUUAACAUUUUAUUUACAUGUGCAUUUUGCUAUACUUCCUAAACGCAAAUUAAAUACCCAUCAAUAUGAAGAACACGAGCUAUCAUCAGAAAUAAGUGCAUUGAAAUUGUCUUCAAUGGAAGAAGAUCCUAUUUUGGAAAAAUGCAAGGAGAACAAUACAACUGAAAUCGAAAAAAAUAUAAAUAAUAGCAUGAAACAAUUGCAAGAUUACUUAAAUGGAGAUGGCAAGGAAUUAGAACACGAUACAGAAUUGCAAUCGUUGUAUGCACUACCGUUCAUAGAAGAUCUUCAUGCAAAUGAUUUUUUCUCCAAAAUAUUAGAACAAUCUUGGAUGGAUGAACUAUCAAAAAAUUUGAAUUUAUUUAUCACUAAUCAUAAACAAGAUUUGGUUGAUUUAAAUAAUGUGAACUCUAAUAAAACACAAUCGCAGACUUUUAUACAAGUUCCUACGACACAAAAUAAGAUUACAAAAAGUAAUACACCCAUCAUACCAAACGAUAGGGAUAUGCCUACAUAUAUAAUUCUAGAAGAUCAAGAUGACGAAGAGCAUUUUUCUCACAAAAUAAGUCGCAGUUUAAAAUCGAAGAGUACACAAACACACAUUACCGGAGACCAAAUUACGAUCAAUGAUUCGCGAAGAAGUAUAUUGAAUCCGGCAGAAAGUAUUGAUAGUUUACGAAAGGCGCACAAGCUAGACAAGAGACUAGUUCAAUGCAAUCAGGAAUUGGCAUUAACCAAAACUCAGCUAUGUAGCAUUUAUACAAAUUAUGAGAAACUGAAAGUGAGGUUUCACAGACUACACGCGGAUUAUCAUAAACUGGUAAACGUUGCCGAGGAAUUAACAACAGCAUUGGAGAAUUCGGUGAAAGGACAAGCUGUUGAUAUACAACAAACGCUCGAGAUUUGCAUGAAGAUAUUUCCAGAUUUGUUCAACCAAAAUAUAAGAGAGACUUCUUAUCCAUCCUUAUUACAACUCGAUCAUACCGAUGUAAAAACAAUUGCUCUGCCUAAGUUCGACAUCGCAGCAGUAUCGAUAUCUCCACAAUUAUUGGAUUAUAAAAAAAUCAAAUUACAUUUACUUAACGCAGAUGUGAAGACGAAGCUAUUGCUAUUACAGGCAUUACGUUGGAAAAUAACGCUCGCGCAACCGGCAGAACAGGACGAAGUCCUGCACGAAUAUAUAAAUCGCGAUUUGCUGGGACUUCAUGGACAAAUUGUUAGCGACAGUGGCAAGCUAGUCCUACCAUGCUUAUUGACUGCAGGAGAAGCUUACGCCAGACAUCUUUUACAGCAGUUUACUGCACGAUUGCUAAACACACUAGCAUCUUUUAGAUGUGGAAGAGAUUAUCUAUCAGUCGGAUCCACUGUCGUAAACGUGACCUUUGCUUGUCUCGAUAAUAAUUAUACUGACGGAAUGGACUCUUUCGCGUGUGAUAUGAUGAUAGCGAUGCUACAGAAACUCUCUCUACGUAGACAGCAACGGAUAUAUAUGAUAGAAAGUGGUUUGCUGGAAUGGUUAAUCAAUCACUUACAUGAUGAAUGUCGCAUCAUAAGUUUAUACAGACUCGAAUAUGCUACUGCGCUUUUAAUGAACCUGUCGUUACAUCGAUUAGCGCAAGCCAGAGCAUCUAAGAUAUCUUCUCUACUCGUCUCUACUUUACUCAUCCUUCUCUCGAUAGAUCACGCAGCUUCACUACCAUACAUCAAUGGAGCGCUGAAUAAUUUUUUGAGUAAUCCUAUAAUCAAUGAAGAAGCGAGGAAAAUGAAACAUUACAAUACAUCGGAUUAUUUUGAUAACAAUCAACAGACAACUGCAGAAAUGAGAAAGCAUCUAGAUCAUAUAUUGAAGAUGCAGAGGAGCGAUAACGUUAAUACACCGCAGAAUGACGAAACCGGAGAUGAUGAGAAUGAACUAUUGGAUAUAUUGGAAAAUGAAUUAGACGAAAAUGACCCAUUGCAAAAUUAUGUCGGUGAAUUGAACGGAGAAACGUUACUCGCAAUGUGUUAUAGCAUUUCUUUAAAAGCUUCUCAGGAUGUUAUACUCACAGAUAGAACUUUACAAAAUAUAUCUACAGUGGAUCCCAUCGAUUUUUAUGACAAUCAAUAUGAUAAUCAUCUAUGUAGUAAACAUCCAUCAUAUCCUGCGCUAAGGGAUAGCAGUGAAACCGCAUUGACAUCCUCUAUGACUCUUGUAUCCGGUCGCGAGAAUGGUCAGACAGAAAUGGAGAAAUUCAGCAGUAUAGCGUCGCUGAAUACUAAUAACCAUGAUAGCAAUAUAGUUAAAGAUGCUUCAUGGAAAAAUGACCCCGAAAUUGCUAAAGAGGAAGAGGCGUUCUUGGCCAAGCCUAAAUUAUCAAGAACACCUCCACAAAGACAUGAACAUUAUAUCGAAAAUUCUAAAUAAUAAGUGCAAUUAAAACGUUUUGUUAUCUAUAAAUUAGAAUUGUAAUAACUAAAUUAUUAUACAAUGCUUUUAGAAUUCUUACAGUGUUUAUCUUAAAUACUCAAAAUAAUUUU
Molecule: messenger RNA, 3127 nt
Organism: Linepithema humile (Argentine ant)
Lineage: Eukaryota; Metazoa; Arthropoda; Insecta; Hymenoptera; Formicidae
Product: lisH domain-containing protein ARMC9-like
Biological process (GO): cilium assembly
Cellular component (GO): ciliary basal body; ciliary tip; centriole
Molecular function (GO): protein binding
Source: RefSeq, a predicted model, not a curated record